AUGCACAGACCCCCACCAGCUGAAGGGAAUGAUUUGGAACGCCUUCUGAACUUACCUCCGAACACAAACCCAUCAGUACAAGCGCCACCACCCAAUGUACCAGUUUGGCCGGAUGAACAGGCAGCAGCAUUUUGUGCAGUUGCUCCUCCUAUUGAGACAUUCAUGGAUGUUCCUGAUGAAAUUCGCCGGGACCAAUUUUAUGCUACGUGUCGACGUGAUGAUGUAUUAGUGGGUGUUAUCAGUGUUAUACAGGAUUCCGGUCUUGUAGUCUCUGUCCUGGCAUAUGAUCAAGGACCUCGGCGGGAUUUUGAAGGUCUGAAGAUCACGGGCUUUUGUCCGUUGAGACAACUUCCGCGAUAUAAUGCUCACGGAAACGCUUUGGAUGCUUUUCAAAUAGGUGACAAAGUUCGUGCAUUUAUUCUUGACAUUCAUGGAGGUGGACGUCUAAUAUUAAGCAUGAAUGCGAAGAUGCUUAAUCGUGAUACUUAUGGGGAUCUGAAACUUGGUAUCAUAACUGAUGAUGAUAUGCCUCUAUAUUACAAGAAACUUCAGAAUUUGGAUGGCAAAUCGUAUGAAGCCUACCUUGAAUCAACACCACAAUUUCGCAACCCAGAUGGCCUUCAAGUUCUGUGCGCACGCAUGGGGAUACCACGUUCAUCAGCAUGUAGUCUUCUCUUUUGUAUUAAUAAAAUCCGAUUACCAAAAUCAGAGAUGGCUUGUGAGCUUAGACGUACCCAGUUGCUGAAUUUUUCAAUGAAACAUGUCGCCCAAGGUGUAAAAUAUUUCAAGGAAAGCCGAAAUACUGAAGCUUUACAGUGUUACAAUUUUGCAAUUGAAGUUGAACCAACUAAUCCUGACGCCUAUGUUGCCCGUGGUGCUCUCUAUGCCUCAAUCGGUACGUACACAAAGGCAGUGGAGGAUUUGGAGAAAAGUCUUGAAAUCCAACCAAAUCAUGUUAAUGCUAAAAAUUAUCUGGUUCAGACGCUAGUUGCGUAUGCUGGCGAAAUUGGGCGUAAGGAAAUAAGCAAGGCAGAACAAUUAAUAAAUCGGGCACUUAAGUUGGAUCCUGACAAUAAUGAAGCUCGAGAUGCACUGAAAGAACUUCAAACUAACGGAUCUUUCUCUACUAACAAGGAUGCUGGUUUGCGAUCCUGGUCACGAACGCCUUCUCCACGCGGUUCUAGUCGAAAUGUGGUUAACAAACGUGACCACACUCCUCUUUCUCCAACUGCAGUUCGUCCAAGUGCGGGUUACGCCACUCAUAUGGAACGUAGUAGAGCUGCUCUAGAACAGCUUGUUGAAGAAGAUCGUAGUCGACGUGCUGCUAAAGAGGCUAAUCGUCAAAACCACGCGCCUGACCAAAGCCCUCCAGGAUUUUUGUCUCCCAAUCCCUCUCACGAACGACGAAGGGGAGAUUACUAUCGCGAUGAUAUAAAAUCUGCUGGUGGUGGUGGUAAUGCUGCUAUGGACAAAACGAAUAUGGAUCGUGGUGACCUGUCUAAAAUUGUAAUUACUCGCAACCGAUCCGGACGUAUUAUACGCUGCAAAGAUGAUGACGAGAUGGGUGAUGAGUCAAACAGGUCAGAAGGCUUAUGGAAACGUUCCUAUGAUGAUAAUCGAAAUGGUCCGGAUAAUUCGAAAAGAAGUCGAGCAGAUGGGGAAUCAGAAUAUCGAAGCACAAGACGAGUAUUUACACCUCCACGAAAUGCACGUGAAGGAGAACAUGGUUCUCUUACUGUAUAUGAGAAUGAAAAUGAUCUUCCUAUGACUUCUAAAAGUCUUCAAGAGCGUGUUCAAGCUCGUUUACGUGCUAUAGAACGACGCCAUCAACUGGAAGAAGGAAAUAAUCCUGGAACUACUGAAGUUACUAACGGCGCACCUACUGGUCAGGAUAAAAAUCGCGAAGGUUCUCUUGCAGUCGGAGAUGAUGCACCACCAUCUGAAUCUCCUAAAGGUGAUCGAGGACACUUUCGUGGGAAUGGUCCAUCAAGUGCUGAUCGUCGAUCAGGUGGCUCAUUUCAGCGUCCUGAAUAUCAUGGUAGCCGCGGCAGUGGAUACUAUGGAAGAAAUCGUCCUCGUGGAGGUCCCCGAUGGCGUAAUCAAUGGGAUGAUUAUCGUUUGCGCCGAAAUAACUGGCAUAAUCAUCGUUAUGAUGACCGUAGACGUGAUGGUCCGUCGGCUAGAUCGGGCAGUGCCAGUAACUUUGAACGUCGCAGAAAACGUUAUGGAACAUCUGGAUCUGCUGAGCGCUCACCUCGGUCUUCUCGUUCACGUUCGAGGUCACGAUCACACGUUUCUAAAAGUCGAUCACGUUCAUAUUCUCGGAGCCCUCGAUCAUCACCUCGAUCGCCAUCACAUUCACCAAUUCGACCUGGUGCUCGUGGAAGAGUAAUAUCUCGUGCUCGCAUAAAAACUCCCCCUCUUGCCCCACUAGUUACAAGUUUCAGGCGUAGUGAAUCAGAUGAAAACCUAGCUGAAUUAGACCAAUUUGUUGCACAGUUGAAGGCUAAAAGACAAUUACAACAGCAAUAUCAACAGCAACAGUACAUGGCUCAGUUCCAAGAGAUGCAAGGUCCGAUAGUCAACACUGCGGUUGUUUCUCAAACUCAGCAAGAUUAUCAGCAAAUGGAAUUAGAAUCUGGACAAAAUAGUCCAUCUAAAGGUGAUGGUGCUCCUGCAAAUAAUGAAUGCCUUUAUUCAGAUAAAGAUGAUACACAAAAUGAUUACAACUAUAGUCGUCAUCAACAAGAUUCUCCAGAACCUCCUCAAGCACAAUCUCCACCUCCACUUGAUGAUUCUAUGAGAGAAGAUAAUGUUGUUGAGAACGCGGCUUAA
Schistosoma guineensis is the source of this 2835-nucleotide messenger RNA. The record is from the annotation of a GenBank genome assembly. Lineage: Eukaryota; Metazoa; Platyhelminthes; Trematoda; Strigeidida; Schistosomatidae.